AAACUGGUUUAAGAUCAAGUAUAUGGUGUUGUUAGCAACGUAUCUUCUUAAAGUAACAUUCAUUAUAUAACUAUAUGUAAAAGAGCGUACAGCUAUAUAUAUUAAAACCUUAAAAAAAGAAAACCAUGGUAGAUAACCAACAAACCCAAAUGGAAACAGAUAGCAUUUCUUGUUCUAAAAAGUCAAAUUGGUCACAACAGAUAGCUGAGCUUGUAAAACUAGUUAAUUGCUUUAAUAAUGAUGGUUCCAGUAAAGAUGAAUGUGUACCAUUUAUUAUUAACAACACACAGGUUGGAUUGGUUCCACCUGAAGUGCUAAACAAGCUUGAAUUUUAUCACGAUAUAUUUUAUGUUGUUCGAGAUUUGCUUAGUAAAAAAAUUAAGUAUGUCACCAUGGCAACUACGUUAACUGAUAAGAAAACAAGAAGUCAACAAUUUGCUAAUGUCAUGAGAGACUGGAAGGAUAGGAAUUUGUUUCCAACAUUAAAAGGUUGGAGAAAUGAGCUAUAUUCAAUAAAAGAAAACAGCUCAGGUGAAACUUUGCUGGAAGUGGAAAGAGCAGCUUGUUGUCUCUUUGGCUUUCGUACAUAUGGCGUUCAUGUGAAUGGAUACGUUCGAAAUGACAGUGGCGAUGUUUACAUGUGGAUAGCACGCAGAAGUAAAACAAAACCAACAUACCCUGGGAAAUUAGACAAUACUGUGGCAGGAGGCGUAACCGCCGAAGACAGUGUUUUGAAAACAGUUAUUAAAGAAUGCAAGGAGGAAGCUGGUAUUCCUGAAAAAUUAGCAUCCACGGCUCGACCAGCUGGUAUAGUGAGCUACUUUCAUGAAAACGAGCUUGGAUUAUUUCCUGAAACGCAGUUCGUAUUUGAUUUGGAAUUACCAAGAUCAUUCGAGCCUACAAACACGGACGAUGAGGUCUCUGAUUUUUAUCUUCUACCUAUCAAAGAAGUCAAAGAGCUUAUCGCUACUGAUGAAUUCAAACCUAACUGUGCUCUCGUAUUACUCGAUUUCUUCAUAAGGCACGGUGCCAUAGAUCCAGAUAAAGAACCGAAUUACAUGGAAUUCGCGCAAAGUUGCAGAAGGUCGUUCCUAUAUUAAAACUUUGUACUCUGAUAUUUGCGCUCGUUACAAAGAAUUUUCGCUACUAAAAACUAAACUAAUGAAAGGAAGAGUACGUCGCUGUAGAAAUAUCGAAUGUCUGUAUCUUGAUUGCAAAAAGGUGCGGCAAAUAGUUCGUCUAAAUAAUGUUCGAAAGGACCCUGUGGAUCUCUUUUUUCAACUUCGUAAAAAUAUUCGUAAAAAUAUUCUAAAUAGUUUUUUAUUAUUAUAUUAUUCGUGUUUAUAUUGUAUUGUAUUUUUUGUUCUUAUUUAUUCGUAUUCAAAGAAAAUAUAUUGAAUUUAAA
Hydractinia symbiolongicarpus is the source of this 1405-nucleotide messenger RNA. RefSeq lists its product as uncharacterized. The record is from RefSeq and is a predicted model, not a curated record. The coding region runs from base 126 to 1100 and encodes 324 amino acids. Gene Ontology annotation, molecular function: 8-oxo-dGDP phosphatase activity. The transcript has 8 exons. Lineage: Eukaryota; Metazoa; Cnidaria; Hydrozoa; Anthoathecata; Hydractiniidae.